Messenger RNA from Sphenostylis stenocarpa, 361 nucleotides. NCBI's taxonomy places the organism in Eukaryota, Viridiplantae, Streptophyta, Magnoliopsida, Fabales, Fabaceae. The record is from the annotation of a GenBank genome assembly.
UUUGAAUGGGAAGAAGGUCCUCGGUUGGGAAUGAACUUGAAGAUUUUUACUAUAUAUGUUGAUAGUAACAACUCUCAUGUUUUCAAUAAAAGUGAGGUUCUCCGGAUUAGAGACUUGUUCAUAGAAUUUCAUCUUCCAGGCAAUGACUUCCUUGGACCUUAUGAAAUUCUAGACUUCAUUCUCCUGGAUCUCUACAGAGAUGAUAAUGUUACCUCUCCAAGUUCAGGGAUAAGCAAAGGUGCACUGGCUGGAAUAGUCUUAGGUGCAAUUGCUUUUUUGGUUACUUUAUCCGCAAUUGUCACCAUUCUCAUAUGGAGAAUACGUUUGAGAUAUAAUUGUACACCUUCCAAACGGCCAAAAG